UCCCCAAUAUGCUAAGGUCGUGCCAUCAGCUUUUGAUUUAAGAUAAAUACUUGCAAAGCUAAAAUAUUUCUUAAUUACUUCGAAGAAUUCUUCUUCUCCCUUUCUAAACAAAAGCCUAAACCCAAACAAAAAAAACGAAAACCAAGUUAUAAUCAGAGAAGAUCGACAUUCAUGGCUAUCUUCAACACUCAAAACACAUGGGCCUUUGCCUUCGGCUUGCUCGGAAACCUCAUUUCCUUUGCUGUUUUCCUCUCUCCCGUGCCAACGUUCUAUAGGAUCUGGAAGAAGAAAACCACAGAAGGAUUUCAAUCACUUCCCUACGUGGUGGCGCUCUUCAGCGCAAUGCUGUGGCUCUACUACGCUACGCAGAAGAAAGACGUCUUCCUUCUCGUCACCAUCAACUCCUUUGGUUGCUUCAUCGAAACCAUCUACAUCGCCAUUUUUGUUGCCUUUGCUCCCAAGAAAGCUCGAAUGUUCACGGUGAAGCUCUUGUUGUUGAUGAACUUUGGAGGAUUCUGUUUGAUUCUCCUCCUCUGCCAAUUCUUGGCAAAAGGAACCACACGUGCGAAGAUCAUCGGAGGAAUUUGUGUCGGAUUCUCUGUCUGCGUUUUCGCUGCGCCGCUUAGCAUUAUCAGAACGGUGAUAAAGACAAAAAGUGUGGAGUACAUGCCGUUUAGCUUAUCCGUGUCACUUACCCUCAGUGCGGUCGUCUGGCUCCUUUAUGGUCUUGCUCUUAAGGAUAUCUAUGUUGCUUUCCCGAACGUGAUUGGGUUUGUUCUCGGUGCACUUCAAAUGAUACUUUACGUGGUUUUCAAAUACUGCAAAACGCCGUCGGAUUUGAUGGAGAAAGAACUCGAGGCCGCUAAAUUGCCAGAGGUGAGCAUCGAUAUGCUGAAGCUAGGCACUUUGGCGUCUCCUGAACCAGCAGCAAUCACAGUCGUUAGAUCGGUAAACACGUGUGUCUGUAACGAUCGGAAGGCUGAAAUUGAAAAUGGUCAGGGAGUUAAAAACGGCACGCACUCCACUGCAGCUUGCUAAAAGAAAAUAAUCUAUUUGACGAACAUUUGCGUUGUUGACUUUUGUAUUCUAUCUUGAUAUGCCUACCAAUCAUCAUCCACGUGUACAAGUUACGGCGUCGUAUUUUCAUAUUUUAUCAAGUGUGCGAAGUCGAGGAUUAUUUCUCUCGGGGAUUACAUUUUCCUGAGUUAAUUUUUCUCUUCUUCUUUUAAAUUAUAAGUGUAAUUAAAUCAUCUGUUGGAUAUAAAUAUUUCUUACUUUCUGGUUGAAA
This is a messenger RNA of Eutrema salsugineum, 1288 nucleotides long. RefSeq names its product bidirectional sugar transporter SWEET12. Gene Ontology annotation, biological process: carbohydrate transport. The coding region runs from base 172 to 1038 and encodes 288 amino acids. Gene Ontology annotation, molecular function: sugar transmembrane transporter activity. The transcript has 6 exons. The record is from RefSeq and is a predicted model, not a curated record. NCBI's taxonomy places the organism in Eukaryota, Viridiplantae, Streptophyta, Magnoliopsida, Brassicales, Brassicaceae. Gene Ontology annotation, cellular component: membrane.